AUGGUUCCUACACGACGAACAUCAACACGGGAAACGGAUUCCAUUGAGUGCGCCUCCUUGGGGGAGAAGCGGCUGGCGUCUACUUCAAUAUCUGCUUUGCACUCUUCUGAGUGUCGUGACGAUGACCGACCCGGCAGCUUUGCUAAGCGUGCCAAAAUACCCUGGCAAGGUAACCUUAGCAAACGUUGUAAAAGAGCCUCUGCGGCAAAGAGAAAGCUGAAGGAGGAAACCGAGUUAGAGGCCUCUUUGAGGCUUUCCAGUCAAUCUCAAAGGAGGCUGUAUGUUUUGUCACAUGAAACGCUUGGUGAGCGUAUCUACCGUUUGUACUGCAAAUCAGUUUACACACAUUCGUUGAAAAGUAAGAGGAAACUACCUAGACGCUUGCAAGAAAACAAAAAAGCGGCUUCAUCAUAUGCGCUUUUGCGGACUCGACAGAGCCCGAUUCGAAAAGCUACUCGCAAUGCAGCCGACAACGCUGCAACUUCCAUUCGACGGUCCCAGGAAUCCAUGGCUGAGAAAACCGCACGUAACGCAACGAAAGCUGCGGCAACGUCCAUUCGACGGUCCCAGGAAUCCAUGGCUGAGAAUAAGCAAGUACAAGAUAAUUGA
Molecule: messenger RNA, 609 nt
Organism: Acanthosepion pharaonis
Lineage: Eukaryota; Metazoa; Mollusca; Cephalopoda; Sepiida; Sepiidae
Source: the annotation of a GenBank genome assembly